Cuscuta epithymum is the source of this 4912-nucleotide messenger RNA. The record is from the annotation of a GenBank genome assembly. Lineage: Eukaryota; Viridiplantae; Streptophyta; Magnoliopsida; Solanales; Convolvulaceae.
UUGAAAUAUAUAGAUCAUGAAAAACAAUUCCAAAUUUUACCAACUCAUAUAUUAUGAGAGCAAGAAAACCUUUCUCCAUAUCCUCGCUCUCCUAAGUGGGCUUGGCAUGCCAUUUGAUUACGUGUAUAUACCAGAUGGCAUAUAUAACUUGUACAAUCUUCGUUCUACUUACAGCUAGCUAGCCAGAAAUUAAAGCUUGAAUUCUGGCAACCACUCCCAAUACACCUAUAUAUAUGUUGAAGAAUUGGUCAGGAUUCUUCAAUUCUUAAUCACUUGUUUUUUUUUUUUUUUUUGGUUUUCUUGAUCAUCAACUUGAUGAUGACGACAAAAUGGAGGAAUUUGGUUGAGGAGAUGAAACCGGUAGUGAUGAUGGUGACGGUGAUGGUGGCAUACGGCGGAAUGAGCAUUUUGUACAAAGUGGCUUCCAAUGGUGGGAUGAGUUUGAGGGUUCUUAUUGCUUACCGCUUCAUCUUUGCUGCCGCUGUUAUUACUCCUCUUGCCCUCUAUAUUGAGAGGUUUGUCUUUUCUUCCAUCACUUCAUUUCUUAUUUUCUAGCGGGGUGUUUAGAAUUAAUUUUGCUUCAGCUUCUUUUCUAAAAAAAACGAAAUCAAAAUCAGUUUUUCAGAAACCGGUCUUACUCGGCUCUUGGAGGUAUUUCGAAUACCCAGAAAUACAGUUUCACCCCAAACAUUCCAAUAUUUGUUUCAACUAUGUUAAAAAUACAAGCAUAGUUUUAAGAGAUAUCCAAACACUCGUUUGAUUAAAAAAAACAGAGAAAAUACUUGCUCAUUCGUUUUGUUCACGUGUUUGAAUUGACCGGGAAAAUAGAAUAAUUGAUUUCAGGUUACCACCUAAAAAAACCUGUGUGUAUCGAAGAUCUGUACGUGAAUUUUUAAGGAAUCUUUAUUAGAGACACUUUUUAUCGCCUUCAAUGUCUUUUAAUUUUUCUACAAUGUAAUAAUUUAAGGUAGACGGUAUCUAUGAUCUUAGUGAUUGAAUCCAUCAAUAGAAUUAAACACUUGAAAUAUUAUCAAUUUUAUCAAGUCAAUUUAAUACUAAUAAUCCCUAUCUUUACUUAUCUACACAAAUCCCACUACUGGAAUAAUAAACCCAACUGGCUAGUCACUUAACUCAAUUUACAAAAACGAAUCAAAGGAUUAUGAUAAUAAAAAGAUCGUUUCUAUUUAUGAAAAAAGCAUUGAGAAUGCUACGUAGUAUAUUUGAUCUCAAAUUAAUUUAUGUCCACUUUGAGUAUAACUUAAUACCCGUAUUGAAUAUGAUACAUUUCAUAAAAAUAUAGUAUAAAAAUAUGAACAAAUAGAUCCAUUUCUGUUCUACCAAAAAAAUGAAAUCUCUUCGAUCUAUCUACUCUUUUAUUUCUUGUCAAUAUAUAUAUUCUUCGUAUACGUAUACCGUAGUAUGAAGGAAUCAGAGUUAAAUCGAUUUCUAUGGGUCACAAAUUAUUACUCCGGUAUUAAAAAAAAGGGUGACAGUUUAAAAAGUUACACUACACUUGUCAAAGCUUAUUAUUUCAACAUAUAUGUACUAGAAUCGAGGGGCCUCUUCCGCCCCUCCUUGACCGCAUAACUAAAGAAUAUUCAUUGCAACUUUAAUAUAGAAACAAUUAAAUACGAAGUACUCCGUUUUCAAUCAUAAUUCUUCAUAAAGUAACUUUUACACCUUUCAUGUGCUUAGUGGAUGCUUUGUUACGUACUUACGUGACACAUAACACAAUAUCCUUUUUGAUAGAAACAACUCAUAUGAGUACAAUUAAUAUUCACUAAAGUGGUACUUAAACAUUUUAAUUUGGAGCAUCUAGCAAGCUAGAUAAUAUCAUAGAUAUGAUUAUGUCAUAUAUAUGUUGAAACAAUUACGCUGCCUAGGGUCACUCGAUCCCUGAAAUCUACAAUCGGCUAGCUUGAAAUCUCUAAUAAUAAUAAUCGAUUGUUGUAAUAGCUCUAUUUUUCUAGUUUUAUUUCCCGAAAAGCUAUUUUUUUAAUUUAAAGAAAAUGAAAACGAAUAUCGUACAAGGACCAUAAAGUAUCAAAAAUUGAACCAUCCAUUCCCCAAAUCUCUCCUUUGUGAGAAGUCUUGGGUUCAAUUCCCACUAAAGAGAGAUGAGGGAUCGGAGGUCUUGUUCCCCAUGAUUCUCUCUACUUUCAUGGAGUUGCUCAACGACUGAGAAGAGAGAGGAUGAUAAUUAAGAUAUUGGGUUCAUGUGGUGGGAGAAGCAACCUAGAACAAACGGUGAUGUGAGUCAUGCUGGAUUAGUCCCCUUUGGAGCAGGUACCGACAAAGUUGAUUGUGAUCAGACUCUGGGAUUAUGUGGAGCGUGAGUCCCACCCUCUGGAUUAUAAACAAAGAGUUUAACCACUAUAUUUUAUAAAGGGGAAAUAGAAACUAAUAAUCCAACCUUUUAGCGGUCUUCUUACAAUAAUCCAACCUUUUGGUUAUUCAUAAAUAAUCCAACCUUUGCACCUCAUCUUCAUUCACUGGUCCCUGACCGGUUGAUAACCUGCUAUUCCAAGCUAUUUUCUUAUCUUUGCAAAUCAUUAUACCAAAAAUCUCAUCUUUCACAAAGAUAAUAUUUUGCAAAGAUAAGAAAAGAACUUGGAAUAGUAGGUCAUUAACCGACCAGGGACCAAUGAAUGAAGAUGAGGUACAAAGGUUGGAUUAUUCAUGAAUAAUCAAAAGGUGAGAUUAUUGAAAGAAGACCGCUAAAAGGUUGGAUUAUUAGUUUCUAUUUUCCCUUUUAUAAAUCAAUAAAUCAACAUAUAGGAUUGACAAGAAUAAUAAUUGUUUUUACAAAAGGAAGAUAAAUACUAUCGUAGUAAAGGCGGCGUCAAAUUUCAAUUAAGCGUGGGCGCACACAAUACGUACACACCUAGCUAGUAGCUAGGGACAUCGAGACAUUCGCUGAAAAUGACUCAAUAAAAUACGGAGUAACAUUUAUUAAUAAAAAAUGUUAUGUAGAUCGAAAAAGAUAUACUCAAUUCAACAUGUAGAUCGUAAUAAAAUGACUAUUACUCAAUUCAACAUGUUAAAUAAAAAAUUUGAUAUUGAGUAAAACAUUGACCGAUAAGAAAGGUAUAAAAAGGGUCAGAUCAAUGAAUUCUUAGAGAGAAUAUGUUUCACUAUGAGCCUAUGAUCAGUUUACUAAAGAUUCUCAAAUUAGUAGGACAAGUAAAACAAGUCGGAGGGAGAAUUACGUUUUGAGAGCAUCUCCAAUGGUAAAAUGUACACGGUGCACAUGUGGCAUGAGAAAUAGCCACAUAAAUAUUAACAAAUAAAUUGUCUUUCUCCUUAUUUGAAUGAUAUUAUACAAUUUUGGUAUGUUUUUCCCUGCAAUGCAUAUGUCAACGACAACGUCAACGACAAUGUCAACAUCUAGACGGUCUCCUUGACAUUGUGGAGAAAAACUUACCAAAACUGUAUAAAAUCAUUCAAAUAAGGAGAGAAAGAAUUUAUUUACUAAUAUUUAUGUGGCUAUCUCUCAUGCCACAUGUGCACCGUGCACAUUCUACCAUUGGAGAUACUCUGACCCAUAAUUUUAUAUUCUUCGUUUUAAUCUAAUCCCCGUAUUAUAAUAUACGGAGUAUAAUAUUCCUUAUAUAUUACACACACGUAAGGAUUGAAAAAGACUUAAUUCUUUUUAUAUACUUGUUGUGAUCAUUAUAUAUAAGUAGUAUGUAUUAAUUAAUGUAUAUGUACUAACAUAUACUCCGUAAAUGUUGCACAAGUAACGAUCACUCAGGAAUACGAGGCCAAAGCUCACGCGGAUGAUUCUCGUGCAAGCCUUUUUCUGCGCAUUAUUUGGGGGUUCAAUGAAUCAAAAUUUGUUCGCGGAGAGUGUAGUCCUGACCUCGCCGACUUUUGCCAGUGCCAUCGUUAAUCUCAUUCCUGCAUUUACUUUCAUCUUAGCCAUUCCUUUUGGGUUGGAAAAAGUGGGUCUGAGAACGAGGGCCGGGCAAGCGAAAGUGGCUGGAACAUUACUUGGGAUAGGAGGGGCAAUGGUCCUAAGUUUCUACAAAGGGGCCCAACAUCAAAUUUGGUCAACACGAAAAAGUGGACACGUGGCAGCUGCACCACAACCGCCACACACUUCGGGGUCCCACUUAUUGGGUGUUUUCAUGUCACUAGCAUGCGUUCUCUCUAGUGCAAUUUCCUUAAUAGUUCAGGCUAAGAUGAGCAAGGUGUACGACUGCCAUUAUUCUAGCACCGCCUUGAUCACCGUCAUGGGCUCGCUUCAAUCGGUGGUGUUUGCAUUCUGUACGGAGAGGGGUUGGAGCCAAUGGAAAUUAGGAUGGAACCUUAGGCUCCUCAUUGUUCUUUAUGCUGGGGUGAUAGCAUCGGCAUUGGCAAUAACUUUUACAAUGUGCAGCCUACGAAUGAGAGGCCCUUUGUUUGUAUCGGUUUUCAACCCAUUGACGCUCGUGUCUGUGGCCAUUGUUAGUACUCUCUUCCUCAAAGAGGAGCUUUUCGUGGGAUGUGUGAUUGGAGCGGUAACAAUAAUUGCGGGGUUAUACAUGGUGAUAUGGGGAAAGAAGGCAGAAAUGAAGAGCAUCUCCGACGUAAUACCAUCAUCUAGAAGUAUCGGGAAUGAAGAAGAAGAAGAAGGUUCACAUAUCAACCGGAGAAAUGGUGUCGUCGACCUUGACAACAACCACCACGUUGUCAUUUCUCCCAACUUGAAUUUUCUAUGGUACUCUAAAACUGAAGAAGUAAGAGGAGAAGAAAAUGAAAUGGAACUCAAAGAAGGAACAAUUGUUGGACAAAGUUCUAAUGUCUAGCCAGUCUUAUAUUAUACAUCCGUACCCGUAGACGUAUACACUGUAAUAUAUUUUUUUUCAACAAUCGGACGACAAGUUUUAUUUGAUCUUAUACAAGAAAAUAAUGUUAUUUUAUCUUUUUU